GGAACUUAACCUAUUAUUUUUUUGAAACAACAAGAAUAAACAUGGAAUAAACCAUGAAUACACGGAAUAAAUUCAAUAUGUGUGCUGUUUUACUAGAAUUAAUUAAGUCAAAAUCAGAAUUGUGUUUGUAUUCAGAAGAAAUAAACACUAAUGUUGCCCAAACAUUUAAACAGUGUUUAGAGGAAUGUUACAAACAGAAUCAGGAUAUAGACAAGAAUUUAGAAAUGAAAAUAGAAUCAGUGAUUGAUUUCUUGUAUGAAGAAUUAAAUACUGGUCAUUGGAGUGAAGUGCCUCUUAAUAUUAGACGUGCUUACAGUUCAGCAUCUUUUGUUAAAGCAAUAAUAUUAUUAAAGUAUGAUAAAUCUGGAGAAGGUAUUAAAAAAGCAUUAAAAUGUAUAGAUAUGGGUAUUUUGCUAGGUGCUCCUUUGGGGUAUAAUCAAAAUCUUUUAAUAGAUAGUGCUUCACAGUUGAUGAAACUUUUAAAUAAUAGUGAAGAGUGUACAGGAGUUUGCCCAGAGCCAAGUUCACAGGAAUUAGAAAUACCUGAACCAAAAAGAUAUAAAGUUGAUAACUCAGAAAAAGAAAAUUAUAUAUAUUGUGAAGGGGUUGAAAUUCCUACUGAAGACUGUCCAUCCUUGCAACAUUUCAAUAAUAAAUAUUUUAUGUCACAAGUACCUGUAAAAAUAAGAGGUACUGCCUACUUGUAUUAA
Messenger RNA from Agrilus planipennis (emerald ash borer), 710 nucleotides. RefSeq lists its product as uncharacterized. The transcript is spliced from 3 exons. Lineage: Eukaryota; Metazoa; Arthropoda; Insecta; Coleoptera; Buprestidae. The record is from RefSeq and is a predicted model, not a curated record. The coding region runs from base 54 to 710 and encodes 218 amino acids.